Molecule: messenger RNA, 2414 nt
Organism: Populus euphratica (Euphrates poplar)
Lineage: Eukaryota; Viridiplantae; Streptophyta; Magnoliopsida; Malpighiales; Salicaceae
Product: cellulose synthase-like protein G3
Exons: 6
Coding region: 61-2280 (739 amino acids)
Biological process (GO): cellulose biosynthetic process
Cellular component (GO): membrane
Molecular function (GO): cellulose synthase (UDP-forming) activity
Source: RefSeq, a predicted model, not a curated record
UUAUAUAAGGACCUUCAUAACCACCAUCUUCUUGGGAUAUAGCUAGCACCACCAAAAAACAUGGAGGGUCGUUUAAAAGGACAAGCCACCACCAAUGCUGCUCCUCCUCUUCACACUGUUAAGCCCUUGCGGAGAACAAUCUUCAACCGUGUGUUUGCAGCAAUAUAUGCUCUUGCCAUUUUAACUCUGCUCUAUUAUCAUGCUAAAACGCUCAUCUACUCAACUACCCUAGUCUCAUUCUCUACAACCCUUGCCCUUUUAUUCUCCGACCUUGUUCUUGCAUUCAUGUGGUUGAAGACGCAGGCCUUUCGCAUGUGUCCAGUCUAUCGUAAGCAAUUCCUUGAAAACGUUGAAAAAGUCCUGAAAAGAAGUGAUUUUCCAGCUCUGGAUGUGUUUGUAUGCACUGCAGAUCCAUACAAAGAGCCACCGAUAGGUGUAGUGAAUACGGCUUUAUCAGUAAUGGCAUAUGACUAUCCAACAGAGAAGAUAUCAGUUUACAUAUCUGAUGAUGGAGGCUCAGCCUUGACUCUCUUUGCUUUCAUGGAGGCUGCUAAGUUUGCUACCCUCUGGUUACCAUUUUGUAAGAAGAACAACAUACUAGAGAGGAGCCCUGAAGAACUUUUAAAAUCUAAUCUUCCUUACACCUCCGAGUCUGAGAAGAUUAAGAUGAUGUAUGAAAGCAUGAAAGUCAAAGUAGGGCAGGUCCUUGAGAGAGGUACAGUUGGUGAUCAGUACAUCACGAGUGACCAUGAACGAGAAGCUUUCAAUAAAUGGAGUAAUAAAUUCACCCGACAAGAUCAUCCCGCAGUGAUUCAGGUUUUGCUAGAUGCCAGCAAGGACAAAGACAUCGAUGGUUAUUCCAUGCCAAAUCUCAUCUAUAUCUCUAGAGGAAAAAGCAAAGCUUCACCUCACCACUUUAAAGCCGGCGCCCUUAAUGCCUUGCUACGAGUAUCAGGUAGCAUGACCAAUGCACCCGUGAUUUUAUCUCUAGACUGUGACUUCCGCUCGAAUGAUCCUCAAACACCUCUACGGGUACUGUGUUAUCUAUGUGAUCAAGCGAUUCCGCCCGACUAUGCGUAUGUUCAAUUUCCUCAACUGUUCCAAGGAAUCAACAAAAGUGAUAUCUAUAAUGCUGAAUACAAACGUUUGUUUCAAAUCAAUAUGUUGGGUUUUGAUGGAUUAAGCGGCCCUAAUCAUGUCGGAACCGGAGGAUUCUUUCGACGAAGAUCUUUUUUCGGAAGUCCAUCAAGCCUAAUAUUACCAGAGAUUCCUGAACUAGCCCCGGAUUAUGUUGUAGACAAGCCUAUCCAGUCCCAAUCUAUUUUGUCAUUGGCACAUCGAGUAGCAAAUUGCAAUUAUGAAAAUCAAACCGACUGGGGCUCUAAGAUCGGAUUCAGAUAUGGAUCAUUGGUUGAGGAUUACUACACAGGUUUCAGGAUGCAUUGCGAGGGGUGGAAGUCGGCAUUUUGUAAUCCUGAUAGGCCUGCAUUUUUCGGUGAUGUUCCCAACAGCUUGAUUGAUGCACUUGAUCAACAAAAGAGAUGGUCGGUCGGACUUCUUGAGGUGGGGUUCUCUAAAUAUAGCCCAGCAACUUACGGUGUUAGGAGAAUGGGUCCUUUGAUGGGACUCGGUUAUGCAUGGUUAGCAUUUUGGCCACUGUGGUCUAUUCCGAUCACCACGUACGCUUUCCUUCCCCAGCUAGCACUUCUCAACAAAGUUUCUAUUUUCCCAAAGGUCUCAGAGCCAUGGUUUUUCUUGUAUGCGUUUCUUUUCUUGGGGGCCUAUGGUCAAGAUUGGCUUGAAUUUAUCUUAGCGGGAGGAACAAUCCAGAGAUGGUGGAGUGAUCAGCGGUUUUGGAUCAUAAGGGGAAUAACAUGUUACUUCUUUGGUUCCAUAGAGUUCUUCCUCAAGUUCUUGGGAAUUUCAGCAUUUGGCUUUACCGUCACAAGCAAAGCAGUUGAUGCUGAACAGAGUAAAAGAUACGAACAAGGGAUCUUUGAGUUUGGGGUACAUUCACCCAUGUUUGUCUCCCUAACAUUGGCAGCCAUAAUUAAUUUAAUCUCAUUUUCCCAAGGGCUUGUUGAAGUUUUCAGAGGAAACGAUUUGGAGGGACUAUUUGCGCAGAUGUUCAUAUCAGGUUUUGCUGUGGUGAAUUCUUGGCCUAUUUACGAAGCCAUAGCUUUGAGAAAUGACAAGGGGAAAAUGCCUAUCAAAACCACCAUCAUGGCAACACUUCUGGCAGGUGCAUUCUAUGCAGCAUCUUCUUUCAUUUGCUGGUAAGAAUAUGAGGGCAUUUGAUUCAUGUUGUAAAGGAAGUGGCUGUUUUACUUUAUUUGCCGAUCUACAACAACGUUCCUCCUUAGGAUGCAUAUCUGGUAAGUAAGAAAUAAAAAUAAAAAAUUUAUAUCGAUGUA